AUGCAGAAGGCGCUGCGCCUGAACGACGGGCACGCCGUCUACCUGGGGCUGCUGGCCAAGAAGGACGGGGCCCGGCGGGGCUACCUCAGCAAGAGGAGCUCUGACAACACCAAAUGGCACCCCAAGUGGUUCGCCCUCCUCCAGAACAUGCUUUUCUACUUCGAGAACGACUCCAGUUCCCGGCCGGCUGGCCUCUACCUGUUGGAAGGGUGCCUGUGCGACCGAGCACCUUCACCCAAGCCCAAGGAUGCCCUGGAGAAGCAGCAUUAUUUUACGGUUAACUUCAAUCAUGAGAACCAGAAAACUCUAGAGCUGAGAACUGAGGAUGCCAAGGAUUGUGACGAAUGGGUAGCAGCUAUCAGUCAUGCCAGUUAUGGGACUCUCGCCACAGAGCACGAAGGCUUAAUGCAGAAGUACCUCCAUUUACUUCAGAUUGUGGAGACCGAAAAAACAGUUGCCAAGCAACUCAGGCAACAAAUUGAAGAUGGAGAAAUAGAGACAGAGCGCCUGAAAUCAGAGAUUGCCGCCUUACUUAAGGACCAUGAGCGCAUCCAGUCCAACCAGGCUAACAUGCCAAAUGAUGAUGACAUUGACAUCAAGAAGAUCAAGAAGGUCCAGAGUUUUCUCCGGGGAUGGCUGUGCAGAAGGAAGUGGAAGACCAUCAUCCAGGAUUACAUCCGCUCCCCUCACGCCGACAGCAUGCGGAAGAGGAACCAGGUUGUCUUCAGCAUGUUGGAAGCCGAAGCCGAGUACGUGCAGCAGCUGCACAUCCUCGUCAACAACUUCCUGCGCCCGCUGAGGAUGGCAGCCAGUUCUAAAAAGCCCCCUAUCACCCAUGACGACGUCAGCAGCAUCUUCCUGAACAGUGAAACCAUCAUGUUUUUACACCAGAUCUUCUACCAGGGCUUAAAAGCACGCAUCUCUAGCUGGCCAACCUUGGUGCUUGCGGACCUCUUCGACAUCCUCCUGCCGAUGCUCAACAUCUACCAGGAGUUUGUUCGGAACCACCAGUACAGCCUGCAGAUCCUGGCCCACUGCAAGCAGAACCGGGAUUUCGAUAAGCUCUUGAAGCAUUACGAGGCCAAGCCUGACUGUGAGGAGCGGACACUGGAGACUUUCCUGACCUACCCCAUGUUUCAGAUCCCCAGAUACAUCCUGACCCUGCACGAACUGCUGGCCCACACGCCCCACGAGCAUGUCGAGAGGAACAGCCUGGACUAUGCCAAGUCUAAGUUGGAGGAACUCUCCAGGAUCAUGCACGAUGAAGUCAGUGAAACAGAAAAUAUUCGGAAGAACUUGGCGAUCGAGCGAAUGAUUAUGGAAGGCUGCGAAAUCCUCCUGGACACCAGCCAGACCUUCGUGAGACAAGGGUCCCUCAUCCAAGUGCCGAUGUCUGAGAAGGGGAAAGUGACGCGUGGACGGCUGGGCUCCCUGUCCCUGAGGAAGGAGGGGGAGAGGCAGUGUUUCCUCUUCUCUAAGCACCUGAUCAUUUGCACCCGGGGCUCCGGAGGGAAGCUGCACUUGACGAAGAAUGGCGGUGUGAUUUCACUCAUUGACUGCACGCUGGUGGAAGAUACGGAAAGCACGGAUGAGGACCGUAAAGGAUCUGGGCAAGAUACGGAGCACCUUGACUUCAAGAUCGUGGUGGAACCUAAAGACAGCGCACCUUAUACCAUUAUCCUGAUGGCAUCAUCCAGGCAAGAAAAGGCUGCAUGGACCAGCGACAUCAGCCAGUGUGUAGACAACAUCCGAUGUAAUGGCCUCAUGAUGAACGCCUUUGAAGAAAAUUCAAAAGUUUCUGUUCCGCAGAUGAUCAAGCCGCUUGGCUGUACUUCUUCUCUCCAUCCCUCUCUGUUCUCCAGGUCAGACACCAGCCUGUACUGUGACGACGUGGACAUUCGAUUCAGCAAGACCAUGAACUCCUGCAAAGUCCUCCAGAUCCGCUAUGCCAGCGUGGGGCGUCUCCUGGAAAGACUGACAGACCUGAGAUUCCUCAGCAUUGACUUUCUCAACACCUUCCUGCAUUCGUACCGGGUCUUCACCACGGCUAUGACUGUGUUGGACAAGCUGAUCACCAUCUACAAGAAACCGAUCAGUGCGAUUCCUGCUAGAUGGCAAAGGUCCCUGGAGCUCUUGUUUGCCAGCAGCCAGAACACCAAACUCCUCUACGGAGAGCCCCCCAAGUCUCCACGCGCCAACCGGAAGUUUUCCUCCCCUCCCCCUCUGUCCAUCACCAAGUCAUCCUCACCAAGCCGGAGGAGGAAGCUGUCCUUGAACAUUCCCAUCAUCACAGGAGGGAAGGCCCUGGAGCUGGCGGCCCUGAGCUGCUCCUCCAACGGUUAUGCAAGCAUGUAUUCCUCCGCCAUGUCGCCCUUCAGCAAAACCACCCUGGACAUCAACAAGCUUUACGUCUCCGGCAGCUACUCCAAUAAGAUAUCUGACGAGGGAGAAGGGAGCACCGAAAAGGCAGAGGAAGCGCUUCUGAGCAAGACAGGCUCCGAAGAGUCUCCCCGAGAAGAUUCUGCCUUUGAAACAGCCCAGAGUGAGGAUGCAGAUGCAGAGGCAUCGCCCACCAAGUCUCCAACAACCCCUAAACUGGUCAGAGGCAAGAACUCUUCAGAGUUCCCGUUGUUCUCCUACAACAAUGGAGUGGUGAUGACUUCUUGCCGAGAGUUGGAGAACAGCCGCAGCAGCGCUCUCUCAGCCGCCUCUGCAUUCGCCAUUGCCACCGCCGGAGCCAACGAGGGUACCCCGACCAAAGAGAAGUACCGCAGAAUGUCGUUGGCCAGCCCAGGCUUCCCUUCUGACCAAAGGAACAGUGACAAAGAGUUUGUGAUCAGGAGGGCAGCGACCAACCGGGUGCUCAAUGUCCUGAGGCACUGGGUCUCCAAGCAUGCCCAGGACUUUGAAAGCAAGGAGGAGCUGAAGUAUAAAGUGAUCAGCUUUCUGGAGGAAGUGAUGCAUGACCCAGAACUCUUGACUCAAGAGAGAAAAGCCGCCGGCAACAUCAUAAGGACCCUGACCCAGGAUGACCCUGGAGACAACCAGAUCUCCCUGGAAGAGAUUCUGCAAAUGGCUAUGGGGGCCAAGGCAGAACCCUUUGAAAAUCACUCGGCUUUAGAAAUAGCUGAGCAACUCACCUUAUUGGAUCACCUGGUCUUCAAGACGAUACCCUAUGAAGAAUUCUUUGGACAAGGAUGGAUGAAGGUGGAAAAGAAUGAGCGAACACCCUAUAUCCUGAUGAACACAAAGCACUUCAAUGACAUCAGCAACCUGAUUGCCUCCGAGAUCCUCCGCAAUGAGGACAUGGCUGCCCGGGUGAGCACGAUCGAGAAGUGGGUGGCCGUGGCUGACAUUUGCCGGUGCCUGCACAACUACAACGCCGUUCUGGAGAUCACCUCGGCCUUCAACCGCAGUGCCAUCUUCCGCCUCAAGAAGACUUGGAUGAAGGUGUCAAAGCCGACCAAAGCUGUGAUCGAUAAGCUACAACGGCUGGUGUCUUCGGAAGGACGAUUUAAAAACUUGAGAGAAGCUCUGAAAAAUUGUGACCCGCCUUGCGUCCCUUACUUGGGCAUGUACCUCACGGAUCUGGCAUUCAUUGAAGAGGGCACUCCCAAUUACACUGAGGAUGGCCUGGUGAACUUCUCCAAAAUGAGGAUGAUCUCCCACAUCAUCCGAGAGAUCCGGCAGUUUCAGCAGACGGCCUAUAAGAUCGAGCAUCAGGCCAAGGUCACUCAGUACCUCCUAGAUCAGUCGUUUGUGAUGGAUGAAGAGGGUCUCUAUGAUGCCUCUCUGAAGAUAGAGCCAAAGCUCCCCACCUAA
Molecule: messenger RNA, 3822 nt
Organism: Ahaetulla prasina
Lineage: Eukaryota; Metazoa; Chordata; Lepidosauria; Squamata; Colubridae
Gene: RASGRF1
Product: Ras protein specific guanine nucleotide releasing factor 1
Exons: 29
Coding region: 1-3822 (1273 amino acids)
Biological process (GO): positive regulation of GTPase activity; Ras protein signal transduction
Cellular component (GO): plasma membrane
Molecular function (GO): protein binding; guanyl-nucleotide exchange factor activity
Source: RefSeq, a predicted model, not a curated record